This is a messenger RNA of Diutina rugosa, 936 nucleotides long. Its product is annotated as trans-2-enoyl-CoA reductase (NADPH). Lineage: Eukaryota; Fungi; Ascomycota; Pichiomycetes; Serinales; Debaryomycetaceae. The transcript has a single exon. The record is from RefSeq and is a predicted model, not a curated record. Gene Ontology annotation, molecular function: oxidoreductase activity, acting on the CH-CH group of donors. Bases 1 to 936 code for a protein of 311 amino acids. Gene Ontology annotation, biological process: very long-chain fatty acid biosynthetic process.
AUGAUUGACAUUGAAGUUAAACCGCGGUCGAGAGGCUUCAAGCCGGUGUCUCUCUCCGAGUCCCCUGACGCUCGUGUGGAGAAGGUGGUGGCGGACCUUGCCAAUCGCUACAAUUGCUCUGUACACAGAUUGAGAGUCACUGUUAUCGAUGACAAAACCAAGAAGCACGUUCCCCUUGACCAGUCGAAGACGUUGGUGGCCAAUGGUGUCACCGGUGACAGUGCUGUCAUUUAUGUCAAGGACCUUGGCCCCCAAAUCUCGUGGAGAACUGUGUUCGUCAUUGAAUACUUGGGCCCUCUUCUCAUUCACCCCAUUGUUUGGUUCGCGUAUGAACACUUUUACCCUGGCAUUAGCAGAACCUUGGUGCAAACUUUGGCGUUCUACAUGGUUCAAUUCCAUUUCUUCAAGCGUGAGUUUGAAACUUUAUUUGUCCACAAGUUCCUGAAUGCCACGAUGCCCGCAUUCAACAUUUUCAAGAACUCUGCUCACUACUGGGUUUUGUCAGGUAUCAAUUUAUCGGUGUUCAUCUACGGUCCUCAAGUGCACACGACUAAGCUUAGUGAUUACGUCUACCAUGUGCUGAACCACGCAACCCCCGUUAUCGGAAUUUUGGUUGGGGUUUGGUUUUUCGCUGAAAUCUCUAACUUCGUCACCCACAUCAUUUUGGCUCAAUUACGGGUGAACGACACUAAGCGGUAUGUCAUUCCUUACGGCUAUGGUUUCAACUGGGUUUCCUGCCCCAACUACUUCUUUGAAUCGUUGGCGUGGUUCGCGUACGCUCUCCUUGUAGGAAACUGGUCGGCGUGGUUGUUCUUCGUUGUUGCCACUGCUCAGAUGUGGGUAUGGGCUGUCAAGAAGCACAAGCGGUACUUGAAAACCUUCGGUGACGAAUACAAGAAGUUGAGAAGAAAGAUUUACGUUCCGUUUGUUAUUUAA